This is a messenger RNA of Solanum dulcamara, 735 nucleotides long. RefSeq lists its product as uncharacterized. The record is from RefSeq and is a predicted model, not a curated record. The transcript is spliced from 2 exons. The coding region runs from base 1 to 735 and encodes 244 amino acids. NCBI's taxonomy places the organism in Eukaryota, Viridiplantae, Streptophyta, Magnoliopsida, Solanales, Solanaceae.
AUGGAUCAUCAGCAGCAUUUAACCAUUAAAUUAAGGGUUAGAGGAAGUCAAGAGGAUAUGCUAGUAUCACUAGUAUAUGCAAAGUGUACUCAAACUGAAAGAUUGGAGUUGUGGGACUCAAUAGAGGAUUUAUCUACUUCAGUUGAUAUUCCAUGGAUGAUUAGGGGUGAUUUUAAUGCAAUAACUUCAGAAGAUGAGAAAUUUGGAGGCCUUCCAGUAACCAUUAAUGAAAUUCAGGAUUUUAGAGGUUGUAUCCAGAACUGUGGAAUAUCAGAUUUGGGGUUUAGUGGCAGCAAAUUUACUUGGUGGAAUGGACAAAAUGGUGAUGAUUUGAAAGCAGCUUUGACACAAUGGAGUAAAGCAAUUUUUGGGAAUAUAUUUCAAGAAAUUAAAGCUCUUGAAGAGAUUAUUAAGGUAAAGGAAACUCAAUUUCAGAAUAUUCCAACUCCUACUAAUAGACAAGAAUUGCAUAAAGUGCAGGCAGAAUUAAACAAAUAUUUACAUCUAGAGGAAGAAUUUUGGAAACAGAAAGCUGGGAUGCAGUGGUUUCAGGAUGGGGAUAGAAAUACAAAAACAUUUCAUGCUCAUGUACAAGAUAGAAGGAAAAGGAUGCAGAUAAGAAGAAUUCAAGGAGAAGAUGGAAACUGGAUAGAAGAAGAAGGGGAAAUAAUUGUUGAAGCCAUCAAAUUUUACACUGCUCAGUUUACAAAGGAAGAAGACCCCAAAAGAUUUUGA